Messenger RNA from Belonocnema kinseyi, 1080 nucleotides. RefSeq names its product odorant receptor 49b-like. Gene Ontology annotation, cellular component: plasma membrane. Gene Ontology annotation, biological process: sensory perception of smell; detection of chemical stimulus involved in sensory perception of smell. The record is from RefSeq and is a predicted model, not a curated record. The transcript is spliced from 5 exons. Bases 1 to 1080 code for a protein of 359 amino acids. Gene Ontology annotation, molecular function: odorant binding; olfactory receptor activity. Lineage: Eukaryota; Metazoa; Arthropoda; Insecta; Hymenoptera; Cynipidae.
AUGGUUUAUACCGCUUAUAGUAUUGUUGUAUUGCUUUUUAUGGUUACAGUUGGAAUUUCAUUGGUGUUCCUGAUACUAUUUACAACUGAAAACACAAAGGAAGUGUUUAUUGAAAAUUCCUUUUUACUCUUUACGAUAUUUAAUGGAUGGGUUAAAGCUCUAAUAGUUUUUCUCAGGCGCAAAGAUAUCAAAUUACUAUUAGAAGGUUUAUUGGAAGAUCAGUGCCAACCGUUGGAUUCAGCAGAGCUCGAAAUACAGAAAAAAAUUGACAAAGGUGCAAGGAACUUGACUCUAAGAUACUCAACUUUAGUUGGAAUAUGCUUGACAGUACAAUAUAUGGGAGUAGUAUUUUGUAAUGGAGAUGAGAAAAUAGAAUUCUUGAAUGUGUGGCGUCCGUAUAAUUUAAAAGUGAAUGUAUACUAUUGGAUCACCUGGGUUCAUGAAUUUUUGGGCCAUAUUGUAACAGCGACUGUGCACGUAGCUGUUGAUACUUUAAUACCUGGAUUAAUGAUCCAACUAAGUUGUCAACUAAAAUUCUUGCGACAUCGAUUGAAAAGGAUUCCUCGUCGGACUGAGAAUAUUUUAAGGGCUGAUGUCGGAAAACGAAAUGUAUUAGAAAGAUAUUUGAUUUCAGCAACUGUAAGACAUCAGAAUAUCAUAUAUGGGUAUUCAAAAAAAUUGAAUAAGACAUUUGAAGAAGUACUGUUUAUCCAAUUUUUAGUGAGCUUGAUUGUUAUCUGCUUUAGUGUGUUUAACAUUUCAAAGGGAGGUUCAACGAAUUAUACCACCCUCAUAAUGCUUUACACAUAUAUUGGUUGUAUGUUAUCUCAACUCUACCUGUACUGCUUUUAUGGCAAUGAGCUAAUGAUCUGCAGUACUGAUUUUCAAGAAGCUAUUUCUGAAACAAACUGGGUUUCUUUCGAAGAGGAAACUAAGAAAAGUCUGAUCAUUUUAAUGAUUCGCUCUAGGAAACCUAUUUUAAUUUCUGUAUGUUAUGUGAUAUCAGUUAAUCUAGAGUUCUUCAUGCUCAUUGUUCGGGCUUCUUAUUCAGCAUACAAUGUUUUGAAGGAUUCCGUAUAA